AUGUUUAAUCCUCAUGUAGAACAUUUGAAAGGUAAACUUAUGAAAAUACAUGACCAGCUUCGUACUUUUCAAUUUCAUCGCAGUAAAAGGGGACUCAUUAACGGCCUUGGAUCUAUAAUUAAAUCUAUAUCUGGUAAUUUAGAUUAUACUGAUGCAAUUAAAUAUGAAAAUGCUAUUAAUUUGUUACAAGAAAACGAUGCAACAUUAGAGUCUGAAAUUAAUACCCGAAUAAGUUUAAAUAAAGAGUGGAUUACGCAAAGUUCCAAAGUUAUAGAAGACAUUAUAUUGAAUCAAGAAUCAAUUGAUAAAUAUGUAAAAUUAAUUUUAGAUAAAAAUAAUCAGUUAGAAGCUGAUUUAAUUGAGUAUGCUCAUCUAGCUCAGCAUCUCUUUAUUCUAUCGGAUAAUAUAGAAGAUUUAUCUGAGGAGUUAUUUAGCUUAGGAAAUACAUUAUCGUUUAUACGUGCAUCGAGCACUCCUUAUUCGUUAAUCGAUUUAGAAGAGGUUAAGCAUAUAUUAGAUAAGUUAAGGGUUUUAUAUUCAAAAGAUGAAAUCCUUGAUAUAGAAUUUAGGAAUUUUUAUGAAAUAAUUAAGUUAGGAUAUUUUUAUUUAGACAGGCAAAUAGUAAUUGUAAUAAAAGUCCCAAUUAUUGUAUCCUACACCUAUGACCUUUAUAAAUUAGCCGUUGUCCCAAAUAAGAACCAUAAAGUCCUUAUUCCCACCUCUCCAUAUUUGGCAAUUUCUGGAAAAGACUCUAGGUACAUAGAGACAGAAUGUCCGAAGUUAAAUUCAUGGUUUCUCUGCAACUCAAAACCAGAUUAUAAGAAAGAUAAAUACGAUUGUAUCCAGCAGCUGAUCACCCAACAGGAGCUCAACCAGUCCUGUCCCUUAACUUCAGUCGUCCUACAAAAUGAAGCAUUAGAACAACUUGAUGAUAAGCAUUAUACAAUGAGCUUUCCAACUUUAACGAAAGUUAAAUUAUUCUGUGGACAAGAACAAUAUAGGACACUACAAGGCAGCUAUGUAGCAGUCAUUCCACUUAACUGUUACCUCAAGGCACCAGGAUUUACCAUUACUAAUAUGAAUAAUCGUAUAAAAGGUCACAUUGUCAAGAUAUUGGAAAUACCGCAAUAUAUCGAAUCCAAGAAUAUUGAACAGCCAACAUUAAACCUGGCCUCUACAGACCUCAACAGCUUUCAUAGUCUUAACACGAAGAUGUCUAUGCAGCCUCCAGUACAUCUUAAUCAAGACAAGGAUAUAAGUCUAUAUCAUACUACUAUACCUCUAUAUGUAGCAUUGAUAGUAAUGAUUAUUUUAAUUGGCAUUGUGACAUAUAGACGAAUGGGAAUUAAACCUGAAACAAAAGGACAUCCUGAAAAAGAACAAGUUCCUGAAAACCCCAGUCAAGUAAAAGUGAAUCCCGGACAUAUUUCAUCAGCAACUCUCUCACACAAAGUUCUCGAAUAG
Molecule: messenger RNA, 1464 nt
Organism: Pieris macdunnoughi
Lineage: Eukaryota; Metazoa; Arthropoda; Insecta; Lepidoptera; Pieridae
Source: the annotation of a GenBank genome assembly